This is a messenger RNA of Musa acuminata AAA Group (dessert banana), 1872 nucleotides long. RefSeq lists its product as uncharacterized. The coding region runs from base 205 to 1626 and encodes 473 amino acids. The transcript is spliced from 14 exons. NCBI's taxonomy places the organism in Eukaryota, Viridiplantae, Streptophyta, Magnoliopsida, Zingiberales, Musaceae. The record is from RefSeq and is a predicted model, not a curated record.
GAGAGAGAGAGAGAGAAAGGAAAGAAAAUAUCCUCCUCUUCGCACCACCUCGUCUCCUCCCUCACGCACGAAUCCCGUACCAAGAAACCGGAGAAUUUGGGCGAGAGGGGUUUCCGAGGGCGCCGCGGGUUCCAAGACCAUAAGAGAGUGCGCCUGCUCGAGAGAGAGAGAGAGAGAGAGAGAGAGAGAGAGGGAGGGGCGGCGAUGCAGCGGCAAAGGGCGAUGUCGUGGAGGAUAGUGGGGAAGGCGGCGCAGGCGCUGGCUGCGCACGCCCUCCUCUUCUGCUUCACCCUCUUCCUCGCCCUCAAGAUCGACCGCCGCACGUCCUACUCUUGGUGGAUAAUAUUUGUCCCUCUUUGGCUAUUUCAUGCUGUUGUAGCACGAGGGAGAUUCUCCUUACCUGCUCCGUCAUUGCCUCAUGAUCGUCAUUGGGCACCCUGUCAUGCUGUUGUGGCAACACCUUUGCUAAUUGCCUUUGAACUGCUCCUUUGUAUAUACCUUUAUAGCACAAGUGUUAAUGGUGAACAUGCUGUCAACUUGAAGAUUGUUUUUCUUCCCCUUUUGGCCUUUGAGAUAAUCAUCCUUGUGGACAAUUUCAGAAUGUGUAGAGCUCUAAUGCCAGGAGAUGAAGAAAGCAUGAGUGAUGAAGCUAUAUGGGAGACGCUUCCUCACUUCUGGGUUGCGAUCUCAAUGGUGUUUCUCAUGGCUGCUACAAUAUUCACCCUUCUUAAGCUAUGCGGUGAUGUUGAUGCUCUUGGAUGGUGGGAUCUGUUCAUAAAUUUUGGGAUUGCGGAGUGUUUUGCUUUUCUUGUUUGUACUAAGUGGUCUAAUCCAAUGAUUCAUAGACGACCUUAUCAUGAAGAACCUUGUUCAUCCUCCACUAUGAUUAGAUACCGUGAUUGGAACAGUAGCCUUCUGCUCUCUUCUAUGGAGGACCAUGAUCAGGAUAGGCUUUGCUCUCUGCAAGACAUAGGAGGCCAUAUAAUGAAAGUUCCUCUAGUAGUUUUCCAGGUUCUGCUAUGUAUGCAUUUGGAGGGAACACCACCUGGUGCUCGACAUAUUCCAAUUUUAGCACUUUUCUUGCCAUUAUUUCUAUUGGAAGGUGCUGGUGUCGUAUAUGCUGUUUCAAGACUGGUGGAGAAGCUUGUUCUUUUAGUACAUAAUGGUACAGUUGAUAGUAGAUAUCUCAGAAUUUCAUCCAGAGCUCAUGAUUUCUUUGCGUUCCUACAUCAUGGUUCAAGAUUACUGGGUUGGUGGUCAAUUGACGAGGGAAGCAAAGAAGAGCAAGCUCGCUUGUUUCAUGCUGAAGCCACUGGGUAUAACACCUUUGUUGGGUAUCCACCUGAGGUUGUGAAAAAAAUGGCAAAGAAGGAUCUUGCUGAGGAGGUUUGGAGACUGCAAGCAGCUUUGGGAGAACAAUCUGAAAUAACAAAGUAUAGCCAGCAAGAAUACGAAAGGCUUCAGAAUGAGAAGGUGCUCUGUAGGAUUUGCUACGAGGCAGAAAUAUGUGUGGUUCUUCUUCCAUGUCGGCACCGGAUCCUUUGCAAGUCCUGCUCAGAGAGGUGCAAGAAGUGCCCAAUAUGUCGCGUCCCCAUCGAGGAGCGGAUGCCUGUAUAUGAUGUUUAAAGCUCUCCCAGAUCAGAAAUACAUUAUCAUCCAAAAUUCCUCAGGAAAUUGUGUCCAUAGACUGAUGUACAAAAAGAUAGAGCUACUCGAGUGCUUCAACCCCAUUUGGCAUGGUGGUAAAUAUAUCUAAAUUCACAGAAAAGUCUUCCGAUUAGGUUCGGUGGUGAGUUGUAUGUGACCAAAUCAAAAAAUGAUUGGGAACUCUGUAUAUAAAAAUUUCAUUCUAAUUGAAUAGCGUUUUUAACA